Messenger RNA from Paramacrobiotus metropolitanus, 1284 nucleotides. RefSeq lists its product as uncharacterized. The coding region runs from base 63 to 1019 and encodes 318 amino acids. The record is from RefSeq and is a predicted model, not a curated record. NCBI's taxonomy places the organism in Eukaryota, Metazoa, Tardigrada, Eutardigrada, Parachela, Macrobiotidae. The transcript has 3 exons.
AUUUUUACUCCGGUAGUGUGUGUUACCCGUUUUAUCAUUUUAUCACUUUCAUCGUGCCCAGAAUGGAUCGUUUUCUUGUAAUUACGGCUCUUGUUUGUGUGCUUGCUUGCACUUUACCUGUAUAUCGUACCUGCGGCACACGGCCUAAAUUCACCAUCGAGAAAAUUAAUCAGAUCCUGGAUGAAGCGAAACAAUGUAGCCACAACGGAACCCUCCAUCUGAAUGGUUACGGGAGCCCUGCGAAGCCUGACGGGUAUCCUGCGGCGGAAUUGCCACCGUUAACCGAAAUUUUUCGAGCUCCGGAAGGCGGAACCGUGGUGAUUCCCUGCGACAACCGCGUCAACCAGAACAAUACUCAGGUUUCUCACGUCAAGAUUCCACCGGCGUUUCUGAAAGACGGAUAUCACGUUUCUGUCCCAACUGUCGACACAAUCGCAGGCCCAGACGCGCCGAGGAUGAGUUUCUACACCUGCAACUGCGCAAAAGCAUACGAUCGCUUUGUGUGGGAGAACAGGACGGUGCGAGAGUACGACCUGGCAACCGGCGCCUUCUCCAUCCACCUACCCGCUUUCUCACACGUCCACACCGGUCUGUACGAGUGCCUGCAUUCCGACGGCCAUCAGCUGGUGGUGACGCAGCGCUACUGGGUCACGCCGCAGCUCUUCCGCAACGAAGUCUUCACGCCGCCCAUGAAGAACGUCAGCGUGCGCCUCGGCGACCCGGCGGAGAUGGCGUGUGUAGUGCGCUUUUUUGCCCUGCCCGGAUUAUUAGGCGACCGGUUUUUGUGGCGCAAGGGACAACACUUGCUCUACGCACAUUCCGUCAAGGACUUCGCCAGUAGAGCUGCAGAUUUCAAAGUGCGCUUUCAGUUCGGCCUGUAUGACCAGUGCUCGUGCAACUCGACCAUGAAGAUUGACCGCGUGGGUCGGGAACACGCCGGACGCUACGAGUGCUGGUUCCGUACCAACGAUCGCCUCGACGAAUGGAUUGUGCAGGAAGCGUAUCUGCACUUAGUUUAGUUAAUUGGAGGAUUUCUAGCGGUUUAUAAAUUAGAAUUUCUUUUUCUUCUGUUAUAUAAGAAUCUAGGAAUAGUUUUUUCGGUAUUUGAGGUAAUGAGUUACAUUUGUUGGAUUCCACUAGAAAAAGCUCACGCUUUUGUUAGUUUAACUGUGGUGCUGUUGAGUGUUGAAUUCAUUUUUUGAUUUGGCUGGGAGCCUGGAAUAGAAGUUACUAGUUAUUGCGCGUGUUCAGAGAAAGAAUCAAUGAUGUUUCAGGCUUUCGGUU